AUGGGGAGUGAGGGGAAGGGGAGAUGGGUUGAGGCGGCCCAGUGCGGGGCCGGGGAGAGUACGGCGCGGACGGCCACCGGUACGGAGAAUGUGGGGCGCGGACCGAACAGGAAACGGAUCUUGGAUGAGGAAACGUACAUCGGGAAUUUGGAGGAAAUUAUCCAACGAGACUUUUUUCCUGAUGUGGAAAAGUUACGUGCUCAGAGAGAGUAUUUGGAGGCUGAAGAGAAUGGCGACAUGGAAAAGAUGCGUGAAAUAACCAUAAAAUAUGGUUCAUCACUGCGCAAACCAAACUCCGGAACUCCUGCAGCUUAUGUCACGCCUGCUACUUUUGAAACUCCCGAGGUUGUUGCAGGAUCUCCAUCAUCCCGGAAUAAAGCCUGUCAAGAUGGAAUGCCAAGUGCUGAUGAAGGAGAGAAGGACAGGAAGAAGGAAGAGAAAGAACUUCCAACCCUGGAUGCUUUCCUGGGCAGAAGCACUAGUGAGGACAAUGCCUCCUUCAAUCAGAUCAUCGAGAUUGCUGAAGAGAGGAACAGAAUCAAACAUGUGUGGCUAUAUGAUGCUGAGGAAAAAUCAAAGCAGCACCGUGAAGAAAUGCUGGCACUGCCAUCAUCCAAGUUCCAUGCCAUCACAGCUGGAAAAGCAGGCGUGGACACCUGGGAGUAUAAAGCCAAGAAUGAUCUGAUGUAUUACCCGGAAGGAGUGAAGGAUGAUGAGCUCUUCAAGAAACCUCGUGAGGUAGUUCACAAAAAUACCCGUUUCCAAGGUGAUCCAUUCAGUCGAGCCCUGAGCAAGUCCCAGCUACAGCAAGCAGCCGCUCUCAAUGCACAGUUUAAACAGGGCAAAGUAGGGCCUGAUGGGAAGGAGCUUAUCCCGCAGGAUUCGCCCAAAGUCAAUGGCUAUGGUUUUGUCCGGACUCCUUCACCGGCGCCAGGUGUGAAUGACUCCCCGAUGAUGACGUGGGGUGAGAUUGAAGGCACUCCAUUCCGUCUGGAGAGCUCAGAAAGUCCUCAUGUAGACAGGACGCCAGGACCAGCAUUUAAGAUUCUCGAACCAGGCCGCAGAGAGAGGUUAGGCCUAAAAAUGGUCAAUGAGGUCGCUGCCAAGAACAGAACCAAGAAGCAGGAAGCUUUGCGAAAGGCCACACAGAGCCUGGCGAGUCUUUCUCCGCAUGGAAUCAGCCCUGUGAUGUCACCAGCCUUGCAGCGUCUUGUCAAUCGGACCUCCAGCAAGUACACAGACAGAGCUUUACGUGCUAGUUACACCCCAUCACCGGCUCCCAAACAAACGCCACGUUGCAAAGUACCAUGUGUUGGUAUAACACCUAAUGCCCUUGGUGUCUUGCACACCCCGAGCAGCCAGGACCCCAGCUCCAUCACUGAUAACCUACUGCAGCUGCCUAGAAGGAAGAAAGUUGCUGAGCAUGUUCCUCCACAACCCAGCACCUCAUUGACCCUUCAACUCACAAGAGCUGAUUAUGAUGAGUUUGGAAAUCUGAAAUAUGUCGCAAAGAUAAGAGGAAUGUUUGAGAAGUAAAGACGAUUUCAUGUGUAUUCACAUUCAUACUGAGAUACAAAUACAAUCUCCCCGCCAAAGGACGCUUUCUGAUUCAACAAACUUGGUUUUGGUGCAACUCACAGUUGCUGUUGAUGUUAACUCUGUCUUUGCCAGCUCGUCCAUAAUUUGUGAGUUUGUAACCUCUCUGACCCUGAGUAAUGAUGUCUGAGGAAUGAAUAAUUUGUGUAUCCCACAGUGAAGUUUGCAGUGCAUACACUCACAUGGCUGUUCAACUACAUGCUUCAGAUGAUCCAGCGCCAACACUGCUUCAGCUUCUUGGUGUCUGCAGUAUAAUUGCAGUUAGGACUCUGGAAACUAUUUCCAUGAUUUAUUAACAUCAGUGUUCACUUGUCUCCUGUGAACUCCAAACAAACUUGCUCAACCCCUCACUGUCAGCCUUGAACUUGGGGGUGACAGCAGCUGAGCUCUUUUCAAAUUGAAGCUGCGUAUUCCAUCGAGUGGUUUUGGUUUGAAAAAAUGGGCAAAUUGGACAUUACUUUCUUGAAAAUCCCAACUUACCCUGGGCCAACUAUGCAGAUCAUCACCCAGAACAUGUGCAACAUCCUGGCAGAGCUCCCUCCCCUUCUCCUUCUGCAUCCUCCCCUCCCCUUUGGCUCCUUGCUUACCUCCAUCGGCCUCCCCUCCUCUCAGUCACUCCUCCCUUCUCCUCCCCUCCUGCCACCUCUCCACUCUCCUGUCCUCUCCUUAGUCAACCCUCCCCUCUCGUCUUCUGCCACCCCUUCCCUCCUCUCCUCCUCAGAGCCCCCUUCUCUUCCUCCUCUGUCAUCCCUCCCCUCUAUCCUCCUCCUCCUCUGUCACCCCUCCUCUCCUCUCUCCUCCUCUGUUAUCCCUCCCCUCUCUUCUACUCCUCCUCCUCCAUUAUCCCUCUCCUUUAUCCUCCUCCUCCUCUGUCAUCCCUCUCCUCUCCUGUCCUCCUCCUUCUUCACCCCACCCCCUCCUCCGUCACACUCACCAUCCCACUUUUUUCCUCUCCCUUCCCCUCUCUGUCACAUAUCAUCUUAUCCAUGCCCUGUCUCUUUGCCCCCUUCAUCCUCCCAUCUAUGCCCUCUCCUACCCCCUCUAUAUCUCUCUCUUUAUCUGUUUCUCCCCUCUAUCUGUGUCAUUUUCCUACUCUUUACCCCUGUAUAUGUCUGUCUCUCUCUCUCUUUCCCUCUGUAUCUCUCUCUUUGUCCCUCUAUGUGUCUGUCUUUCUCUCCAUAUAUCAAUGUUUUAAUCUCUGUCGUGUCUCCUCCACCCCACAAUUCUUCUCUCCCCCCAACCACUACUGUUGUUCUCCCCACACCCUGACUCUGCUGUUCCCUGUUCCACACCUCCUGUCUCUCUCUGUUGAUGCUACGAUGCUUUUUGUCCUCCAACCUCCUUGGGCAUUCCUUUGCUCCUGCCUAGGCAAUGAGUUGUGAUUGGUGAUGCCUUUGUAACACUUCAAGCGAACUGCAGGGUGGAGGCAGCCCUUGGUCAGGCUGGAUGUUAGGGUUCAAUGUCACUCGAUGAGCCUCGUCUGUCAACUGAAUGACAACUCACUCCAUAGUCCUGUGUGGAUUUGCAUUUUUUAUGAAGGUAUCUUUGCUAUCGUAGGUGCCCCAGGUAAGGGCACAAUCCAUCGCAGCACAAUAUGGUUUGAUAAUUUCGAUUAUUUUUGUCAAUUAAUACAGUAAUUUUUGUCCUUGUAAUAAAUGCUCCAAAGGUAAA
Messenger RNA from Hemiscyllium ocellatum (epaulette shark), 3267 nucleotides. RefSeq names its product ess-2 splicing factor homolog (gene ess2). The transcript is spliced from 10 exons. Bases 1 to 1536 code for a protein of 511 amino acids. Gene Ontology annotation, cellular component: catalytic step 2 spliceosome. The record is from RefSeq and is a predicted model, not a curated record. Lineage: Eukaryota; Metazoa; Chordata; Chondrichthyes; Orectolobiformes; Hemiscylliidae.